CUCCCCUGUCACAUCGGAUGAGAUGCCCCUAGUACAAUAUUCUGAUUCGGAAUCCGACUCAGAAUCUAGAUCUUCCCUCCACCCAGCCAAGAAACCUCGCCACAGCAUCAUUCCAGGGCCAUCGCUGCCGCCCUUACCUGCAUCAUUCCACAACCUCUAUGCCUCGAGCACACGUGUGAGCGUGCAAGAUAACCCGAGCCUCCAUGGUGGCCGAACACGCGUAAUUCCUCACGUGGAAGGAAACUGGCCAACACAUCUUUACCUUGAAUGGUACCCGGGGAAAGACGAGCUCUCACUCCUUGCAGAUGUCAUAUCUCAGUCUGGGAAUGUGCCAGAUGAAAAAGCGCCCGUAGUGCACAGUCUUCUACAUAGCGAUCUCGGUGCCCAGCUACCACUCCAUAUCAGCCUGUCUCGGUCAGUGAUUCUUCGCACCGAGCAGCGUGCCUUGUUCACUGAGGCGCUGCAAAAAGCUAUCCACGACUCACAUGUUCUAUCGUAUGUGGCAAAUUUACGAAUCUCUUCACCAUCGUCUAAUGCUCGAACUAGAUUUUCUGUCCAACCAAAUACGUUAUAUUGGUCAUCUAACUAUGAAAAGACACGGUGGUUUCUCGUCUUGGGCGUGCAGAGACCGAGCCAUGAUGGUCUGAACCGCCUCUUGAAGCUGUCAAAUGACACUCUUGCUCGAUUUGGCCAGCCACCACUUUAUGCAGCCUCUUCGACUCAAGGACAGCAGACCAGUGUAUCCCUCCGUGAUAGGAGCAGCAGUCUGAGCGGCGAGGAUUUCUCGGGGUGCUUCCAUAUCUCACUCGCUUGGAGUCUGUCAGAGCCCAGCCUAAAGGAGCGUGAACGGAUUGCUGGGGUAGAUCUGCGAGCUUUGCGGGAAAUCCAGGUUGGAUUCCAUAGUGUCAAAGCAAAGAUUGGAAAUAUUGUCGGUAGUAUACCAUUAGGAAAAAGCUCAUGA
Molecule: messenger RNA, 961 nt
Organism: Penicillium samsonianum
Lineage: Eukaryota; Fungi; Ascomycota; Eurotiomycetes; Eurotiales; Aspergillaceae
Product: HVSL domain-containing protein
Exons: 2
Coding region: 23-961 (312 amino acids)
Biological process (GO): U6 snRNA 3'-end processing
Cellular component (GO): nucleus
Molecular function (GO): 3'-5'-RNA exonuclease activity
Source: RefSeq, a predicted model, not a curated record